This is a messenger RNA of Ruditapes philippinarum (Manila clam), 2048 nucleotides long. RefSeq names its product serine/arginine-rich splicing factor 6-like. The coding region runs from base 161 to 1444 and encodes 427 amino acids. The transcript has 3 exons. Lineage: Eukaryota; Metazoa; Mollusca; Bivalvia; Venerida; Veneridae. The record is from RefSeq and is a predicted model, not a curated record.
UAUUCCAAACUAUAUUUGAAAUAAUUGUGAUGAUUUUGGACAUAUGUAAAUGUGAGAUUUGGAUUUAAAUUUUAAUACACUGAGGUUGAUAAUUUAGUACAUAAAAAGUACAUUAGUGUGUACAUUUCGACCAAUUAUACAGUACUGUAGGGAUAUAUCAAUGAAUUCGACUGCAAAUAUAUCCUCUACAACAACCGGAUUUACGGAGAAGAGAGUCAUGAACCAAACAUGGUUUCCUCGAGUUAUAUUUACAACAGUACGAGGUCAGUACCCAUACAUGUCGGACGGUGGCGGGGGCGGAGCCUCGGCGGGCAUAUUCGUCGGCGCCGGGGUCGGAGGUUGCGCCUUGAUUGUCGGCGUGAUAGCUCUAGUGAUAUACUGCUAUAUGAAAGCGAGGAAAGAGAAGGCGAACACAAACAUGACAAAAUCAACUGAUGUAUUUUCAACGGCGGCAUCAAAUACCCAAUACGACUACCCCCAGCGUUCAAAGGUCAAUCAGUUUCCUGACCCGGAAGCGGCAAGACGAAGCAGACGACGCGAACGUGGCCACGAUUCUGGACACUCAAAUCCAGCUUUUACGCGGCAUAGUUCUGACACCUCUUCUGUAAGCGAUGCUGACGGAAGAGAUUUAUCCCCACCACGUGUCCGUCGACCUCGUGGUGGCCAGGUCAAUGACGCGUUUUCUAGUGAAUCUUCAUACGAGGAUUCGUCGAGUGUGGAUGAUGAAGUGGUUGGAGGAAAUUAUAGAAUGGAACGCGAGACAGACCGGGAACGCGAUAGGAAAAGUCGUAGCUCUUACAAAAGAGCCACGGGUAGGCAAGAUGAAAUCGAUUCCAGGAAUACAGGUGGAAGGUAUCGUCGAACUGAAGAUGAAUCUCAAAGAAUGUCAAGACGUGAAGACUUUCCUAAACGAAAUCCGCGUAGUGAUUCGCCACUCACUAUUGAAACUCUCGAAAAGCAUGAGAAGAAUUUAGCGCGUCGUGAUAGUAAAGAAUGGGAUGACCAAAAAGCAUUUAGAAAUAAGUCCAAGAAACGAGAUUCUUCUCCAUCAAGAACAUACGAGAGUUCAGAGGCCACGGGAGCGUCUUUGACCACUGAAGGCACUGAUUUUACAGCUACAACGUCUUCAUCGCGGUUUCAAAAGAACCCAAGUCUUAGGCGAAAUUCACCAUCGAGGUCUAGCUCACACAGGAGAUACAAAAACAAUGAAAAAGACGAACAAGGUCGUAGAAAACCUAGGCGAACUCGCAGUAAAGAUCGCAGCUCGAGCAGUGAUAGACAUGAUAGGUCAAGGUCACCGGGAAGUGCGGGUAGUUCUAGAAGCGGAAGCGGAAGUACGCGGAGGUCAAGAUCGUCUUCUCAAAGGGAAGCCAAACGAAUUAAUAAAGAACAAGCUAUGCUUCCUAUUUUUGCUGACAUGAAAAAGAAAAGUUCAGCCGUUUGAUCUAAGCAUCUUGUUAGGUUCAAUAGAUUUAUUAAAUAGUUACAAAUAUGUAUUAUAUACAUCAUCUAUGCAAUAUUUACUACAUUUGUAGGAGUUUUAAAACAUUGUUUAAAUUGAUAGAAAAAAUCAUAUAUAAAAAAGACACUUUUUCAAUUUCCUAAAAUCGUGUGUUUUGGUCAUAGAAAACAAACGUGAUUUUAAUACAAUAAACUUGUUUUAAAUAGCUUUAUAAAGUUAUAUUUAACUUCAAGUGCAAAACUUCAAUAUAUAUUGUUAGAUUCAUAUUACACACUUUACUUGAGGUUAAAUGCUUUCCAACUAACAUUUAGCCACGUUUCAAAUUAUAUUAGCGGAGUAUGGUGACUGAUCUGUGCCAGCUCAUAUUUUUGCUCCAUGGGGUGCCAAGCAAAAAAAAACCCCAAAAAAUCGCCACUGAUUUUUUUGUGGGUAAAAUGUUGAUAAGUCUUAUUUUUGUCCAGCACAAAGAAAAUACGACAUGGCACAAAUCAGCCACCAUAGCAGAGGCCAGGGAUGAUUAUAGGAAAGGUGUGCAAUAUUAACUGACUAACAGACACCUCUUGCAGAAACUGGUGACUCAUUUCAU